Messenger RNA from Ochlerotatus camptorhynchus, 2442 nucleotides. It is a transcript of the gene nan, whose product is annotated as transient receptor potential cation channel subfamily V member nanchung. The coding region runs from base 1 to 2442 and encodes 813 amino acids. Gene Ontology annotation, cellular component: plasma membrane. NCBI's taxonomy places the organism in Eukaryota, Metazoa, Arthropoda, Insecta, Diptera, Culicidae. Gene Ontology annotation, biological process: calcium ion import across plasma membrane. The record is from RefSeq and is a predicted model, not a curated record. Gene Ontology annotation, molecular function: protein binding; calcium channel activity. The transcript has 6 exons.
AUGGGAAACACGGAAAGUAAUGUUACCAGUGGUGUUAAGAAGCAGGCCGGAGUAUCCACUCAGGCGCUAUACAAAUUUGUCAACUUAAAAGGAGGUGGUCUUCUGGUGGAUAUGAUGAAAAGAGCAAUCCAAAAUAAACAAUAUGCAGAAAUAGAUCAUGCCUUAAAAACCAAAGUCGAGCCAUUCCUGUACAAUAAAGGUAAAGGGAAGUAUAUCCCGGUGGCCCAGUUGGUUCUGUUACGAAAUCGGGAACGGCCACGGUCCAAACAGUUGCCCGAUAUUCGGGCACUGGAAAACCCAGAAGAGGACUUUGAUAUUGACGCAGUUUGUCCGAUAGUAAGCGAGGGCGAGUACCAGAGGAACCCCUCGGGGUACAGAGAGGUGUGUUGGAACAUCAAGGAACGCGGAGCAGUCGGUGAAACUAUUCUGCAUCUAUGCCUGCUGAAUGCAACAUCUCUGCAUGCCGAUCUUGCCAAACGCCUGCUGCGGUUCUAUCCCAAGCUUAUCAACGAUGUGUACAUGUGCGAUGAAUAUUACGGGGAAAGUGUGCUUCACUUGGCGAUCGUCAACGAAGAUCCUGCAAUGGUAAAAUAUCUACUGGACAGUGGAUCCGACGUGAAUGAACGUUGUUGCGGAACAUUCAUGUGUCCAGAGGAUCAGAAAGCGACGAGAUACGAUUCGCUAGACACGGAAAUAAUUUGUGUACUUCCCAUGACCAACUAUGAUGGGUACGUGUAUUGGGGCGAGUACCCGCUGAGUUUUGCAGCCUGCUUAGGUCAGGAGGAGUGCUACCGUUUGGUUCUAGCACGAGGAGCCGAUCCGGAUAAUCAGGACUCUAAUGGAAAUACCGUUUUGCACAUGCUGGUAAUCUACGAAAAAGUGACAUCAUUUGACAUGGGCUACGAAGUAGGAUCUUCGCUGGACAUUAGGAAUUUACAGAAUUUAACUCCUUUGACCUUAGCAGCAAAGUUAGGCCGCGUUGAAAUGUUUUUCCACAUAAUGAAUAUCGAACGAGAGAUUUACUGGCAAUUGGGAAGCAUCACUUGUGCGGCCUAUCCGUUGGUUUUGAUCGAUACCAUCGAUAUCGAAACCGGAAACAUCAACAAGGAUUCAGCAUUGAAUUUAGUAGUAUUCGGUGACAAAGACGAGCAUUUGGAUUUACUGGAAGGUGUAUUAAUCGACCUACUAAAGACCAAGUGGAAUUCGUUCGUCAAGGACAAGUUCUACCGCCAAUUUUUCGUGUUCUUCUGGUAUUUCUGCGUUUCACUCGUAAGCUUUACACUACGAAGGGGACCAAUGAAUCUCGAAGAUGCGGAAGCAAACCGAACAGCUACGAGCGUACAAAUAAAGAAUUCGACACUUCCAGGUUUGAGAAAUGCAACCACCCUUCUCAUGGCAGAUGCCAAUGAAAAAAUCGUUCAAUUCAAUCUAAAUGAAACUCUCUUUGAUCCUUCGGCCAUUGAUGCGAACAUAUUUUUCAAUUCCAAAUGCGCUACCAUGGCAUACGACACAACUGAGGAUAAAAUUCGUCUCGUUUCGGAGAUAAUAAUCCUCAUAGGAUCUUUCCUGUACUUGGUUGGAGCAUUACGAGAAUUUCGCUUUCUAGGUCGAAAAAUGUUUAUUGAAAAUCUGAUGACUGCUCCGUCACGAGUAAUGUUCCUGUUUUCCUGCUGCAUCAUGAUGAUUGUACCGUUUCUGAAAGUGCUUUGCUUAAUUGAACUCGAGGACCAUGUGGCUGUGACGAUAAUGUUGACCACGGCUCCAUACUUUUUGUUCUUCUGCCGUGGUUUCAAAACUGUUGGACCAUUCGUAGUGAUGAUUUACCGCAUGGUGAUGGGAGACUUGUUGCGUUUCGUUGUUAUCUACUUGGUGUUUGUGAUGGGAUUUUCCCAGGCCUACUAUAUAGUGUUCCUGUCGUUCAAAGGCGAGGAGGAAGGCGACGAAAAUCCCAUGCCUUCUCCGAUGGAGUCCAUUGUGGCAAUGUUUUUGAUGUCGUUAACGAACUUUGGCGAUUACUAUGGUGCGUUGGACAAAACCGAACACGAGGGAUGCGCUAAGGUUCUCUUCGUCAUAUUCAUGGUAAUCGUAGCCACCUUGCUGGUAAACUUGCUCAUCGCCAUGAUGGGUAACACGUACACCAAGAUUGCGGAAACCAAGAACGAGUGGCAACGGCAGUGGGCCCGAAUCGUUUUGGUGGUGGAGCGAGGGGUUCCUCCGAGCGAACGGCUAAAGAACUUCAUGAACUAUAGCGAACCGAUGUCGGACGGAAGACGAGCACUGGUGCUGCGAUUGAAUAUGACGGACGAAGAUAAAGAAGAGAUGAAGGAGAUUCUUGAGAUGAAACGUGUUCACGAUCGCUUAUCGAAGAAACGCCAAGUAGAGAGGGAAUUACGGGCAGAGCAACGACGGUUAAUCAUGGAGAAAUUUGCAAAUGUACCUUAA